This is a messenger RNA of Botrytis cinerea B05.10, 1809 nucleotides long. RefSeq lists its product as hypothetical. The coding region runs from base 104 to 1384 and encodes 426 amino acids. The record is from RefSeq and is a predicted model, not a curated record. Gene Ontology annotation, biological process: regulation of DNA-templated transcription. The transcript is spliced from 5 exons. NCBI's taxonomy places the organism in Eukaryota, Fungi, Ascomycota, Leotiomycetes, Helotiales, Sclerotiniaceae. Gene Ontology annotation, molecular function: zinc ion binding; DNA-binding transcription factor activity, RNA polymerase II-specific.
GUUACUUCAAUUCGUAAUUACUGUGAUCAAACCCUUUCAAAUUGUUCUUAUCUAGAUGUUCAACUCUCAAUUCUGCUACUUUAAAAUCUUGAUUACAUCAGCUAUGAAGGUCCGCAAGAUGAAUUUGUGCCACACUUGUCGAAAGCGAAAACUUCAGUGUGAUGGUAAGCUUCCAGCAUGCUCGCAAUGUCUGAAUAGCAAUCGAACCUGCGAAGGAUAUCCCGAGGCCCUGUUCGUACCAUUCAUAGCGACUAAAUCUGGCGGAGAGGCAGGGAAAUUGUGUAAAGCCCCAGCAUUACAAAUGGGUCCAUCAUCCGGACCCUCUCCUAGUAACUCCGCCUUAACUGUUCUAAAGUGUAAGGACACACCAAAUAUCUCUCGUGAGAUGACUGGAUUGUACAAGGGUUCAUCGUCCCUGUCCCAUCUAUGUUCAACGGGACUUGAUACCGCACAAGAUAUCAUCUUGGUGAUUUUACGUAACUACGUUCCUUUGGAUGGAACUGGGUUUGAGACUCCCACAUCACUUGUACAAUCUCCUAGGGUAUGUGGCUCAUGGGUCACAGCCUUACCUGAACUGACUAUCGAUACAAUUGGCCCCCUUGCCGAAUGUCUCCAAUCGGCGACAAAUGCACUAGCUCUGUCUAUCACUGCUUAUCGAAGUAGUACAAACAUGGUCGACUCUAUUUCUACUCAGUAUGAGCAUAGUCUCCAUCUUUUGGCGCAGAAUCUGGCAGUGGUUAACAGUGUAUAUCGAAACGAGCUUGUAGCAGCGGUCAUGUGUUUAGCUCUGGUAGAGGUUCUCUCACCAAUACAUCCAUCCAGUUGGCUAGUACAUGUGGAAGGAGUUGGUAAAAUGUUCCAACUCUCACCUCCCGAUCUUUUUGCAUCUGGUAUUGAACACACGCUAUUUAUAGGCUUUAGACCACUACUAAUACUUCGAGCUUUCAUUCUUCGUAAGGCGACCUUUUUGGAAACGAACUCUUGGGUCCAAAUUCCCUUUCGAAAUCAUUUUGCUUCACCGUUGCAAAGCCUUCUAGGUGUGGCAGCGUGUAUUCCAGGAAUUUUAGAGCGAGUAGAUAUGUCAAUGAACGGUCCCUAUACCGCUAGUGUAGAAAUUGCGCGGGAUCGAAUUACAGAGCUGAUAGAUAGUAAAGCCGGGCUUCAAGCUUGGCAUUCUUCAUAUCUAAAAAGUUCAUCAACACCGCUCUACUGGCGACGGAGGACUGAGGCCGAAGUUGAAAAGAACGUCGAUCUGUGGUGGUUCCGAGACUUGAGCACUGCCAACGUAUUUAUCUACUUUUGGGCCUUCCAGAUUAUCUGCUUAAUAGACAUUCAUAGUCUUUUUGAGAAGUAUCCAGAAGUUGAGCAAUCUGUCUUGAAUUGAGCGUGAAAAUCUACCAGAGCAUGGAAUACAUUUUGCAAGAUGAUUUCAUGCUUUAUGGAGUCUCCUCAGCAUGUUUUCCUUUACAGAUAGCAUGUGGAGCGCUUGAUCUAGAUGAAAGAGGGCGGGCCAUAUUCAAGUCAUUAGACCACACGAUUAUAAGUCGUAGUAAAAUAAGGAAUACAUGAGCAUUGUGUGAUCAUAAGGUCAGAGCUAUAGGCAAGCACUCUUAUAAAUAUCGUCGUCUAUCAAACUUAAUUGUUUUUGAAGUUUAUAAAUCUGUUUUCUUUUUACAGGAGUCGUACCUUAUUGUCUUUUUAAUCCAUGAGCAGGAAGACAGAUAAGAACCCUAACUAUUGUUCCAUGGACUUUUUUACUAACCAUUGAUCUUAGCCUUCAUUCUGAUUAGAAAAUAGAUGUAUAUAACA